CCCUCUUUUUUUGCAUGCAAUAUGCUGCAGCCUAUCCCUCUUUCUGCACUCUGGAAUUUGUCUCCCACAAAACUUUGUUUCAUCUGAUUUUAUCAACAAACAAACUUCAUCUUCACUCUUGUUAUCUUUGAACAACUUUAUUAUGCUUUUUCCACAAACACAGUGAUAGUGUGUGUUUGAAGACUUUGAUUGAGUUCUUGUGUUCAAUCAUGCACCUAAAGAAAAUUGUUGCAAUAUUAUUAGAUCACUUUCCAAAUUGUUCAUCUCCAAGAAAGAAGAUAGUUUCUGGAUUUGGGGUAGGUUUUGUUUCAUUUUUUAUUUUCUUGUUUAUAUUGUUUUCUAAUUCUUCUUUCAAGAAUUUGGAUUCAGAUAAACUUUUCAUCCAAGGGUUUAAUGUUAGUAACAACAAUACUUCUUGUACAACAUCAUCAACUACUUAUAAUUCUUCCUCAAAAUCAGCAGCAGUUUUGUUAGAUAAUUCCACACAAUUAGAACAAAACACUAAAGUUUUGCUUAAUGAGAGUAGGGAUGCAUUUCAUGAAUCAAAUGGUUCCAAUUUAGAUAUUAAGUUGAGGCUCUUUGGUACCCAUGGAAAAGGGUUAUCUAGUGAUGUGAAAAAUGGAAGCUUUGAUGAAAUUUCUGCUAAAGUUAUUGACUUUAAGGAUACCCAUAUGAUAGAUUUGAAGAAUGAAACUUUUAGUGUAAUUAUUAUGAACCCUAAGGGGGAAGGGGCAAAUGGUCAAGAAAUUGGUAAUGGGAGUCUUAUAUCAGAUGGUUUAGACCAAGGUCAUGGUGAAAUGUCUCAAAAUCUUAGUAGCUCUUUUGAAGAAUGUGAUAUUUUUGAUGGAAGAUGGGUGAAAGAUGAUACGAAACCGUAUUAUCCGGCCGGUUCGUGCCCUUUUGUUGACAAAGAUGUUAACUGCCAUCUUAAUAGGAGGCCAGAUGAUGAGUUUGUUAAAUGGAGGUGGCAGCCAUUUGGAUGUGAAAUACCAAGUAUGAAUGCAACAGAUUUUUUGGAAAGGCUUAGAGGGAAGAGAAUGGUUUUUGUUGGAGAUUCUUUAAACAGGAACAUGUGGGAAUCACUUGUUUGCGUACUCCGACAUUCUCUCAAGAACAAAAAAAGCGUUUAUGAAAUAUCCGGAAGGGGAGACUUCAAGAAAAGAGGAAUCUAUGCUUUCAGAUUUGAGGACUACAAUUGUACUGUGGAUUUUGUGAGUUCUCCAUUUCUAGUAAGAGAGUCGUCUUUCAAAGGUGAAAAUAGCUCUUUUGAGACACUAAGAUUGGAUCUAAUGGACCGAACGACUUCCAUGUAUCAAGAUGCUGAUAUUUUGAUCUUCAACACGGGACAUUGGUGGACUCAUGAAAAAACUUCCCGAGGGGAAAAUUAUUACCAGGAAGGCAACCGUGUUUACCCAAGACUCAAGGCUCUUGAUGCAUAUACAAGGGCUCUUUCCACAUGGGCCAAAUGGGUAGAUAAGAACAUUGACAAUCAGAAAACACAAGUUAUCUUUAGAGGCUAUUCACUUACUCAUUUUAGGGGAGGACAGUGGAAUUCAGGAGGGCAGUGUCACACAGAAACCGAACCGAUUUUCAAUACAAGUCAGUUAACCAAUUAUCCAUCAAAGAUGCGAGCUUUUGACAACGUGUUGCGUGUGAUCAAAACUCCGGUGAUAUUUCUCAACAUUAGCAGGCUAACAGAUUACAGAAAAGACGGUCACCCGUCGAUAUACAGAACAAAGUACAAAUCCUUGCUCCUAAAGCAACAAACUUCUGCUGAGCAUGCACAAGAUUGCAGCCAUUGGUGUUUGCCAGGCGUACCAGACACUUGGAACGAGUUGUUAUAUGCAUCGUUAUUGAAGGUUGGAAGAGGAUCAUGGAAGAGAUGAAUCCUGGCGCAUAAUUAGUAGAAAGUUUAUGGCUUUUUUUCUGAGAGAAUUAGGAGAGGUUUAGUUAUUGUUAGGUGGUUAAAGUUGUAUGCUAAUUGAGUAGGUAGCUUGAAUGGUAUGAUUCUAUUUUGUUUUAUUUAUUUGUUAAUAA
Helianthus annuus (common sunflower) is the source of this 2037-nucleotide messenger RNA. Its product is annotated as protein trichome birefringence-like 2. Gene Ontology annotation, cellular component: Golgi apparatus. NCBI's taxonomy places the organism in Eukaryota, Viridiplantae, Streptophyta, Magnoliopsida, Asterales, Asteraceae. The record is from RefSeq and is a predicted model, not a curated record. The transcript has 5 exons. The coding region runs from base 210 to 1886 and encodes 558 amino acids. Gene Ontology annotation, molecular function: O-acetyltransferase activity.